CAUGCAGCUCUGAUCUUGUUUCUCUUUGUACUUCAGUAACAUCACAAUCACUUUGUUUAACAACUUCAAUUUACUGUAAGUUCUAUUUGUGGUGUUUCUCUCAUUUUUCAACUAGGUACAUUUAUUGUUAUAGUUUCCUGCUUUUUCUUUCAGAUUUUGUUAUGUAUACUCACCAACGCUUUUGUAAUUACGGGCUUGUAUUAACUAAUAGAGAGUCCUCAUUAUUAGGAGAUAUGGUUAAAGUGUAACAGAGAUAGGGAAAGUAGUUUAGGCAAGUCUUAUGUAUUUUUGUUGUAUUCCCGCAUCCAAGGUCCUGUUUUGCAUUGUUUUUUAUUCGUUAUGGCCACUGUUGCAUUUUGAAUUUUAUAUGCCAUUAGCAUAUCAGAUUAGUGACUCUCCUUCUACUCGUCUAAACCCUUACAUUUGUUUAUUUCUAAAGCCUCUUGAAUGUCAUUGAUGUCAUUGCAGCUUCACCUUUGACAUGUUCGAAGGAUCACCCUAGAAAGGGUGAAAAACUCACCUUAUCCCUCAGUGGCACAUUUUCUUUUUCUGUGUGGAUGGAGUUGUUGGCUGCAACAACUGAUACACUUGGUUUUAUAUUGCUCUUAGACACUCAAGUCACUUCUUGUGGUGCAACUGUGAAAGUGAUGCAACUGCUUGUUCAUGGAGAUGUUAAUCAGUAGAGAUUGCUCAUGUCAAGUUCCUCUUACCAUUAACCAACAGAGUGACUAUUGCCUUCAUCCAGCUAGUUAUGCACGGAUGCUUCUUGGAAAGGAAUUCUUGAGGUUUGACGCCACGAAUCACACAAUUCUAAGUGGAUUCCCCCUAGUUGUGCGUUUCAUUUGGUAACAUAACACCUACCUAGUAAGUCUGAGGAUUCACCACAAAUGACAUGAUAUGAUUCAUGCUACCAUUGGUGACGACACUUGCAGGGGCGAAUGCUUUUACACCAACUGAAACGAGCCGGAAGCCCGUCGGUCAAUCGCACGGCAUCCCCAAUCGUUGGAUUUGUGCCUCAAAUUAACAAGGCAACCUAUCAUAAUGUUAUAGGAUGUCACAUUAGUUAAAAACUUAAUUAAAUUUUCAUGUUGUAACUAUCGAAUUUGAAUUUUAAUAUAAAUGAGAAAGAGGU
Rubroshorea leprosula is the source of this 1132-nucleotide messenger RNA. Lineage: Eukaryota; Viridiplantae; Streptophyta; Magnoliopsida; Malvales; Dipterocarpaceae. The record is from the annotation of a GenBank genome assembly.